Messenger RNA from Papaver somniferum (opium poppy), 3218 nucleotides. Its product is annotated as TPR repeat-containing thioredoxin TTL1-like. Gene Ontology annotation, cellular component: cytoplasm. The transcript has 7 exons. The coding region runs from base 392 to 2458 and encodes 688 amino acids. Gene Ontology annotation, molecular function: protein binding. Lineage: Eukaryota; Viridiplantae; Streptophyta; Magnoliopsida; Ranunculales; Papaveraceae. The record is from RefSeq and is a predicted model, not a curated record.
AAAAGAAAAGCCGUUCUCUCUUUCAUUUCUUCUUCUUCUUCUGCUCCUCAAUAUAUCUCUCUCUCUUUCUCUUUCUCUGUCUGUCUUAAGCCUUUUCAAGACUCACACAUUCAUUCCUUGCUUCCUUCUUUAAAAUCACGAGAUCCCCAUCUAUUUUUCCUCUUCUUUCUCUCUCUCUCUCUGAAUUUCCUUCCAUGUCUUCUUCUUCUACUUCUACUUCUACUACUACUACUACUACUACUGCUACUACUACUACUUCCAGACAAAUCUCUUCUUCUUUUUCUUCUUCUUCUCAUUGGUGGCUUUCAUUUUUCUGUUGAAUUAACAGAAAAAACCCAGAAACAAAAACAUUUAAAGUUUUCAUUUUUUUUUGUUUUUGGUUUGAUUAAAAAUGUCAAAUUCCAACAGAGAGUUUGAUUCUUCACUAAAUGAUCGAUUUCGUAGUACUGCAUUAACUUGUACUAAUGAUAAAGGAGGAGUAGAAGAUAAUAAACCAGAUUUCAAAGAACUUGAUUUGGGUUCACCAGUUUCACCAUUAAGACUAGCAAAUCGUAACAGUAAUGUUCACACACCAAGCAGUAGUUCAGGUUCAUCUGGCUCAGUCUGUGGUAAAAAUGCAAUUGUUAAAACCAGCAGCCACUCCGGUGAGAUUGAAAGUAGACAUAGCCCGACUACUACUACUGUUACUGUUAACGAAACUACCCGAUCCGUUCCGGUACAUCGCAAUUCAAGACCGGGUCAUGUACGAUCUCACUCAGCAGGUGUUCCCUUGAUUUAUUCAGGAAAUUCUUCUUCUUCUUCCUCGGCGAAUUCUCCGGUGAAUCUAAAUGCUUUACCGACUGGAAAUAUAUGUCCAUCUGGGAAACUAUUGAAGACUGGAAUGGCACAUAAAAGUCCAGCGAGAUACGAUGUUUUGGGUUCUGGAACUGGAAAUUAUGGUCAUGGAAGUAUAAUGAGAGGCGGGGUUGGGACGAAAUCUGGAGGAAAUUUGAACGAAGUUUUAAGUGGUGCUGGGAAAUCAGGGAAUUUGGUGGAUCCAGAGGAGUUGAAAAGAGUUGGAAAUGAGAAGUAUAAAAGAGGGAAUUUCUUAGAUGCUUUGUAUUUGUAUGAUAAAGCUAUUGCUAUUUCGCCUGAAAAUGCAGCUUAUAAGAGUAACAGAGCUGCAGCAUUAACUGGUCUUGGACGAUUCAUGGAGGCCGUAAGAGAGUGCGAAGAAGCGGUUCGAUUGGAUCCUGGAUAUUUUAGAGCUCAUCAGAGAUUGGCUUCUUUGCAUCUUAAGUUAGGUCAUGUUGAGAUUGCCAGGAAGCACAUUUCUUUUCAAGGGCAGCAUCCUGAUCCAACCGAGUUGCAAAAGUUGCAAGCAGUAGAGAGGCAUCUAAAUAGAUGUACUGACUCGCGGAGAAUUGGUGAUUGGAAGAAUGUACUAAGGGAAUGCGAUGCUGCCAUCGCCGGGGGAGCAGAAUCUUCUCCUCAGCUCCUUGCCUGCAGAGCUGAAGCCCUUCUGAAGCUCCAUCAACUAGAUGAUGCAGAUUCUUGCCUAGGAAAAAUACCCAAAUUCGAACCAUCACCAGCUUCCUUCUCGCAGACCAAGUUCUUCGGGAUGCUAUCAGAUGCUUAUAUCUUCUUUGUUCGCGCACAAGUUGAGAUGGCACUGGGAAGGUUUGAGAAUGCAGCUUCGGCUGCUGAGAAGGCAGGGCUCAUCGAUCAUCGAAAUGCUGAAGUUGCAGUGAUGCUUAACAAUGUGAGGCUAGUGGCAAGAGCUCGUGCCCGUGGGAAUGAUCUCUUCAAUUCUGGCAAGUAUGCCGAAGCCUGUUCAGCUUAUGGAGAAGGUCUUAAGUCGGACACUUCCAACUCUGUUCUCCAUUGUAAUAGAGCAGUUUGUUGGUCUAAACUUGGAAACUGGGAGAGAUCCGUGGAAGACUGUAACCAGGCUCUUAAGAUCCAGCCUAAGUAUACAAAGGCCCUUCGUCGGCGAGCUGCGUCCUAUGGCAAGCUUGAACGGUGGCUUGAAUCUGUGAGGGAUUAUGAAUCUUUGAGAAGAGAACUACCAACGGACAAUGAAGUGGCAGAAGCUCUGUUUCAUGCUCAAGUUGCACUGAAGAAAUCUCGAGGGGAGGAAGUCUCCAAUUUGAAAUUCGGCGGUGAAGUUGAGGAAAUCAUGGGCGCCGAUCAAUUUAAAGCUGCAAUAUCUUUACCCGGUGUUUCAAUUGUCUUCUUCAAGGCCGUUUCAAACCAACAAUGUGAUCAGAUUUCCCCAUUCGUGGACACGUUGUGUGUUCAGUACCCAUCUGUGAAUUUUCUCAAGGUGGAUGUGGGAGAGAGUGCUUCAGUAGCCAACACAGAAGCUGUUAGAAUUGUGCCAACGUUCAAGAUUUACAAGAAUGGUCACAGAGUUAAAGAAAUGAUCUGUCCUAGCCAUCAAGUAUUGGAGUAUAGCGUAAGGCAUUAUAGUCUCUAGAACCACAACUAAGUUGUGGUUCUUAUUGCAACAUUUCUACGUUCUCUUCUCAUGAUCCAGCCUCUGUUGCGUGAUAGUAAUUUCUCCACACCCUCUGCUAUUCAGUAUUACGUACAGGGAUUACCAAUUUUCACCUGUCCAGAAAAACAGCCUGAUUUCGUAGAGCCAAGGCCUGAGAAACCCAGAGUAAAAAUAUUCUUUCUUUGAGUCUUUAAAUUUUAUUCAUUUCAUUUUCAUUGCUCUCUCUGGGUUUCCGUAUUCAUUGUUUCCGCAUCUCUUUUUACUCUUCUUUCGGGUUUCCAUUAAAGGCUUUAAGCUGGCCUCAUUCAUGUGAUCCAACUCUCUGAAAGAUGAGAUAAGUGUACAAUUUAGAGAGGCCUCUCUGAAGUCUUUCAUAAGGUUUGUUUGGUAGAGAGAAAGAAAGAGAGAGGGAGAGAGAGUGUAUGUAAAUGUAUGUAUGUAUAUGAUAUAUAUCAAAAUAUUGGAAGCCAUGAUGGAAGGUUUGAGGCGUGGUGGAUAUCGGGAGAGAGUAAGAUUGGUCAUGAGUCGUGGUAAUAUUCAUCUAUGUUGUUUCUGCUCUACCAUUUCAUGAAUAAAUUUUCAACAUUUUUCAUCUUCCAUAUCUCCAUUCCAUUUUCUUGUAUUUUCCAUGAUUAAUGCUCCUGUCAAAUUACUGUUGUGAACUAUUCUUGGAUCUUGAUGUAACAGAAAACAUGCAGGAUGAUUUGUUGAGUAAUGUGGGGUUUUUGUGUUGUGUUUC